Megalops cyprinoides (Indo-Pacific tarpon) is the source of this 2529-nucleotide messenger RNA. RefSeq names its product minichromosome maintenance complex component 7 (gene mcm7). NCBI's taxonomy places the organism in Eukaryota, Metazoa, Chordata, Actinopteri, Elopiformes, Megalopidae. Gene Ontology annotation, molecular function: ATP binding; ATP hydrolysis activity; single-stranded DNA helicase activity. Gene Ontology annotation, biological process: DNA replication; DNA strand elongation involved in DNA replication; double-strand break repair via break-induced replication. The coding region runs from base 1 to 2184 and encodes 727 amino acids. Gene Ontology annotation, cellular component: nucleus; MCM complex. The record is from RefSeq and is a predicted model, not a curated record. The transcript has 15 exons.
AUGCCUCCGAAGGACUACUUGGCUGAAAAGGAGAAGUGUAAGAAGUUCCUUCAGGAGUUCUACUCUGAGGAUGAAUCAGGGAAGAAGGUGUUCAAAUAUGGAGCCCAGCUGGUGCUGCUGGCCCACAGGGAGCAGGUGGCCCUGGUGGUGGACUUGGAUGACGUGGGAGAGGAGGACCCUGAGCUGGUGGAGAGCAUCUGUGAAAACGCGAAGCGCUACACUGGCCUGUUCGCCGACGCCGUGCACGAGCUGCUGCCAGAGUACCGGGAGAGAGAGAUGGUGACGAAGGACUCGCUGGACGUGUACAUCGAGCACCGGCUGAUGAUGGAGCAGAGAGGUCGUGACCCCAGUGACACCCGUGACCCCCGGAACCAGUACCCGGCUGAGCUGAUGAGGAGAUUCGAGGUGUACUUCCGCCCCCCGAGCACAGCCAAGCCGCGGGUGGUGCGGGACAUCAAGGCGGACAGCAUUGGCCACCUGGUGACCGUGCGGGGAAUAGUCACCCGAGCCACAGAGGUGAAGCCCAUGAUGGCCGUGGCCACCUACACUUGUGACCAGUGCGGUGCGGAGACCUACCAGCCGAUACAAUCUCCCACCUUCAUGCCCCUCAUCAUGUGUCCCAGUCAGGAGUGCGUCACCAACAAGUCAGGGGGCCGGCUGUACCUGCAGACCCGCGGCUCAAAGUUCAUCAAAUUCCAGGAGCUGCGCAUUCAGGAACAUAGUGACCAGGUGCCCGUGGGGAACAUCCCUCGCAGCAUGACGAUAUACGCCCGGGGCGAGAACACACGAGUGGCCCAGCCGGGCGACCACGUCAGCGUUUCGGGUGUGUUCCUGCCGCUCCUGCGCACUGGCUUCAGACAAGCCGUACAGGGCCUGCUGUCAGAGACAUACCUGGAGGCGCACUGCAUCACUCUGAUGAAUAAGACGGAGGACGAUGAGCUGGGGGUGCAGGAGCUGAGUGAGGAGGAGCUGCGGCAGAUCACAGAGGAGGACUUUUAUGAGAAGCUGGCGGGCUCCAUCGCACCCGAGAUCUUCGGCCAUGAGGACGUGAAGAAGGCGCUGCUGCUGCUGCUGGUCGGGGGGGUGCAGCAGGCCCCCCGGGGCAUGAAGAUCAGGGGGAACAUUAACAUCUGCCUGAUGGGAGACCCAGGUGUGGCCAAGUCCCAGCUCCUCUCCUACAUCGACCGGCUGGCCCCAAGAAGCCAGUACACGACCGGGCGUGGUUCCUCAGGGGUGGGGCUGACCGCGGCGGUCAUGCGCGACCCCCUGACGGGGGAGAUGACCCUGGAGGGCGGGGCUCUGGUGCUGGCCGACCUGGGCGUGUGCUGCAUCGACGAGUUCGACAAGAUGGCCGACGCCGACCGCACAGCCAUCCACGAGGUCAUGGAGCAACAGACCAUCUCCAUCGCCAAGGCGGGGAUAAUGACCUCCCUGAACGCCCGCUGCUCCAUCCUGGCGGCCGCCAACCCGGCGUACGGCCGCUACAACCCGCGCAAGAGCGUGGAGCAGAACAUCCAGCUUCCGGCGGCCCUGCUGUCCCGCUUCGACCUACUGUGGCUGAUCCAGGACCGGCCCGACCCGGACGCAGACCUGCGGCUCGCCCAGCACAUCACCUACGUCCACCAGCACUGCCGGCAGCCGCCCACUCACUUCACCCCCAUCGACAUGAAGCUCAUGAGGCGCUACAUCGCCCUGUGUCAGCGGCGGCAGCCGGUCGUACCCGAGUCUCUGGCCGACUACAUCACAGCCGCCUACGUGGAGAUGAGGAAGGAGGCCCGGGUCAGCAAGGACACCACCUUCACCUCCGCCCGAACCCUGCUGUCCAUCCUGCGUCUCUCUACCGCGCUGGCUCGGCUGAGAUUGGUGGAUUUGGUGGAGAAGGAGGAUGUGAACGAGGCCAUGCGCCUCAUGGAGAUGUCCAAGGACUCUCUGCAGGCUGAAAAAUCCAGCACCACCAGGGCCCAGAGACCAGCCGACGUGAUCUUCUCCCUCUUGCGAGAGCUGGCGAGCGAGGGUGUGGCCGGGCGGGGUGGGGCCGGGGGCGUGGUGCGAAUGGCUGAGGCGGAGCAGAGGUGCGUGUCCCGCGGCUUCACCCCCGCCCAGUUCCAGGCCGCCCUGGACGAGUACGAGGAGCUGAACGUCUGGCAGGUGAACCAGGCGCGCACAAGGAUCACCUUCGUCUGAGGGGUGGGGCGGUUGCACCCGAGUCUCAAGGUGCCAUUUUAACUUUGGGUUAGGCUAGCGGUAUUCGCAGUCGUGUUUCUACAGAAAUUACAGCUAAGAGAGGUAAUCUGUAAGUACAUACUUCAAAUGCUUCGUAGCAGUUUUGUACUUUCUUUGUAUAAAGUGUGUAGGAAUUCCUGAAUAAAACCAGGGGGUUGGAGAUGCUGAGUUUGUUAAGGGGAGGGGGGGCAGAUUGGGGGGCUUUUGUGUGACAAUUUCAGUCCCAUCAGUACAGUCUCGGUCUCUGAGGGUACGAGCUCUCAGGUCAGACUGCUGGGUGUGGGUUGGGGGAAAGGAGUUUGUAUG